UCUUCGCUUCGGAAGGGAGCGGGUGACUCAGCACCAGCAGCCGGCGCGCCGGAGUCGCCUCCUUCGCCGGUUCCGUUUCCGUCUUUGCUGCGGACUGAGAAGCAAAGCAAGAUGGCGACGACGCUCUCGGUUCUCCAGGCCUUGGAUUUCGCGGGCGGAUUCAGUUUCCACAACUGCGCCCGGAAUGCUCAGCUAGAAGCAGAGUGUUCCAAGAAGGGUCUCCGGCUUCCUUCAGCCCGCAAGACAGGAACAACCAUUGCUGGGGUUGUGUUUAAGGAUGGUGUUGUGCUUGGAGCAGAUACAAGAGCCACUGAAGGGAUGGUUGUUGCUGAUAAGAACUGUUCAAAAAUCCACUUUAUCUCUCCAAACAUCUACUGCUGUGGAGCUGGGACUGCUGCAGACACUGAAAUGACAACCCAACUGAUCUCUUCCAACAUGGAACUCCACUUGCUUUCAACUGGAAGGCUUCCAAGAGUGGUUACCGCCAACCGGAUGCUAAAACAGAUGCUCUUCAGGUAUCAAGGUUAUAUAGGUGCUGCCCUGGUUCUAGGUGGGGUUGAUGUCACUGGGCCCCACCUCUACAGCAUCUAUCCCCAUGGAUCUACAGACAAAUUGCCUUAUGUCACAAUGGGUUCAGGCGCUUUGGCAGCUAUGGCAGUUUUUGAAGACAAUUUCAAGCCGGACAUGGAGGAAGAAGCAGCCAAACAGCUCGUGAGAGAUGCCAUUGCAGCUGGGAUAUACAAUGAUCUGGGCUCAGGCAGUAAUAUUGAUUUGUGUGUCAUAAGCAAGAACAAGCUGGACUUCCUCCGCCCUUAUGACAUGCCAAACAAAAAGGGCGAACGGCAAGGGAGAUACAAGUGUGAGAGAGGAACCACAGGAAUUCUCACUGAAAAAGUUACUCUGCUGGAUCUUGAAGUGAUGGAUGAAACAGUGCAAAUAAUGGAUACAUCCUGAUUUAUUGAAAACUUUCCAGUCCUUGGAGUGGACUAGGUGUAUUGUUUUUAUAUUGAAACACCUUUCUGUAAGCUGCAUAAUUUGAAAUUAAUAAACACCAGUGGAACUGUU
Molecule: messenger RNA, 1065 nt
Organism: Eublepharis macularius
Lineage: Eukaryota; Metazoa; Chordata; Lepidosauria; Squamata; Eublepharidae
Gene: PSMB7
Product: proteasome 20S subunit beta 7
Exons: 8
Coding region: 112-954 (280 amino acids)
Cellular component (GO): proteasome core complex
Molecular function (GO): threonine-type endopeptidase activity
Source: RefSeq, a predicted model, not a curated record